GUUGAGCGCGCACACAAGUUACUGUAAAGCUCGCUAAACUAAAGUAGAAUGUGACACCUUGAUACGUUUGAAUGCGAAGGCUAUAGAUCUUCACUCACCAGCUCCAAUACCCAUACUUUUCAGUCAAGGCGUAUACCAAGCUUGUGAAACAUACAAUCGCAUCCACGAUGACCCCUCCCAGUGACGCCGUCUACCGCUCGUGGAGCCCCCGAUCAAUGGCUUUUCAAUCCCCUGAUCUAUGCACUCACCUUCACAAAUGCCACGCUGCAAAGUUACGCGAUCUUGUCAGCUGUUUCACUCAUUCUGGUUAUGCCGAAGGAGUUUCGCCUCGGCUGGGUCGGAGAAAUUCCAGGACCCAGGUGCUCAGUGCGAGUGUUGGAUGGCAUAUCCAGGCGGGGGUUUCUACAGUUCUGCGCCUUGUGUGCGACAUGUUGGCGAAACGUGAGCAAGAUGGUGAUGGAAUAGUGUCGGUCGAAUGUUUCUGAGCAAGCUGAAAUAAGCAAUGGUGAGGAGAUCAUAGAGAGAGGGCGGAUGUGGAGGCGAACGUUUGGGGUCAUUGUCAAAAGAGAUGCGAUAGCCCUACCAUUCCUUAUGAAGCUCAAGGGUAAAAGCUGCUACAUAUAAUUUCUGCUCUUGUCUGGGCAUAAUAGGACGAUCGAUCAGUACAUAAACAUGAAGCGCCAGAAACUAUUCUCUUCUGCCGAAGUUUUCUCAAGUUCAAAGAACAAGAUCUUGUGUUUUACCUGAAACUAUACUAGACUUGCCUUUACUGGUAUCAAUUACAACACGGAGUACGUGGUUCUCACAAAAAAAAUACUGCAAUUGUAAGAGCUCUUGAUGACCCAACUGUCACCAUUGACGAAGUGACUCUAGCGGUCUCGCUUUCUAACCUAACCUAACCCUAGGCCAAUGUUAACCUAACUCUCAACCAGAGUUUCUUCACGGAUCGAUAGGGUACUAACAGCUUUGCUUCUCUUCAGUAAUGUUUUGUAUUGUUCAUUUCUUAUCAUGAAAUAGUCGUCAAUAUGUGUAGUUAGUAAUCUUAAGAGGAGACGGGGAAUUUUCGCAACUAGGACUGUACUCUGGAGCUCUUUUGAAUGCAACACCUACUCAGCUGCCAACAUCUUCGACGUCUCAUUGCACCCUCAAAUGAGCAUGACGAGGUCCGUGGAGGUGCUCUCCCCUAACUUCCCAGUUGUACUUCUCCAGUUGCAAUCCGUCAUGUCAUACCAGAUCCAUAUUUGGCUGCGUGCGUCUUGACCCUGCUUUUAGAUCCAGGGACUCCUUGUGCACAUCCCACAAGGAUAUGGAUCGGGAUUUAAAUGGGAUGAGUAAAGCUACAUAGUUACAAACUAUCAACGGUUGAUUACCUUCUCCUACAUCCGUUGGCCUUGAAACUGCUGUAAAUAAGCUCUGAAUUCUAUCUUUCUUCAGUUAGGGCAAAAUUGUAUGUUGCUUAUUUCUUUAGGUCUUGCCAAUUUUAAUGCCCUUGAGGUUUAGUGGCUUUCUCUGGUGGUGGUGUUCAGGCAGGUUAAAUACCAGAAGGUAUUCGUGAUAAAGCUAGUUAGCUCGGAACAAGACAAAAACUUCGCAAUAAUGGAUGUGCGUUUCCUCUCUUAAAUUUUCUGGAAUGAUCGUACUAAAAUUCUUAGUAUGCGUACUACAUAUAUUUUGGAAUUUAUAGGAAAUUUAUGUUUUGUCUGCCAUUGAUGUCGCUAGGUUGUGUGGAUGCUUUAAUGGAGCUUUCUCCGUCCUGUUAUAAUUUGGUCCAAUCUGCUGAGAUGAGAGUUGGGCAGAGAUGUGUCGCAUACCAUGUGGUCGACUACACUCUGAAAGCUGGCGUUAUGAGUGGACUGGACCGCGACAUUUACAUUGACUGGUGUAGUUAUCGAGGGUGGCAAUCCAAACAUUGCCAAAAAGAAAUUGAUCAUGCAAAUUAUUUUCCAAGGACUUCAAACAGUUGUUUUCUGUGAGAUUUUUUACUCAUGAUUUGUGAGACUGCGUGUGAUCAUGCAGUGGAGGUGUUUUCCCUUGAACUCGAAAGGAAUCAUCAUCAGCAUUAACACCGCAAUCUUCACGCACACAUAGGUGUCACUUGUUUCUUCUUUGUGAAAGAACCCAUUUUGCUUCAUUGUUUAAUGCUGUUAUCUGACCACCUACGAGAGAGUGAGGAUGCUAACAGUGAGCGUUUCCCUCCUUUCUUUUAUUCCAUGGAAUUGUAUGGGCUUAUCAACAGGAAUUGGAUUUCUGCCAUUCCAUUCGCGGUAGUCACCAAACUCGUCCUACACCUGCAGGGCUCAUAUAAGAACGCUCCAAAGCUGUGCGACUUUUUCCACGUUUUCCAGUUCGUUUCUAAGAAACCACCCACCAUAGACAACAGAUCUUACCUCCCAGGUCACGCAACCAGAUCAUGCACCUGAGAGGUCAUGCACAGCAGUGGCUCUAGCGUUGACAGUGGCAAGCUCCUGGACCGGUCCAUUUCCUCCAGUUGGGUUUGUUGCAACAAUCCACGAAGAAUAGGAUAACGCAUUACUGGUUUUACUGUUCUUGCAGGUUCUAAGCACAAUCUAGAGACAUCAACAAAACCAGGAGAGGAUAUAACAACUGGAGUGGACUAUCUUAGAGUAUUCAAGCUUUGCUUUUCGACGUGCUGCUUCGUCUUCAUCGUCUUCAUGGUCAUCGUCUCCAUUGUAGGAUCAGAUUCCUUCAGCGACGCUGGCUGGGUUUCCCAGUUAGAUUCGGCUGGUUCUGAUGUUGUUGGAUGUGUGAGAUUCGGGACAUGGGUUCCACGUUUCGAUGGGCCGAGGUGGGCUCAUCACCCCUCUUGCGAAAGUCCAAGUAGCCCACUUGUCUCAUGUUCAAAGCUUUCACUUGUUGAGCCUUUCUCUGCUUUUCUUUCCUUACACUCAUACAUGUAUUGUAUUAUAUUAUUUAUAUGUAUAUAUACAUACACAUACAAUAGCUCCUGGUCUUUCUUAUCAGUAGCUGGACUUUGGACCUUAACUUGGAGCGGUUGUCGCACUGGCGGCCACUUGAUGAUAGCCUCCAAAAGAAGAAAAUAAAAGCCCGUUUUUGGUGUUUCCA
Messenger RNA from Physcomitrium patens, 3084 nucleotides. The record is from RefSeq and is a predicted model, not a curated record. Lineage: Eukaryota; Viridiplantae; Streptophyta; Bryopsida; Funariales; Funariaceae.